Messenger RNA from Lontra canadensis (Northern American river otter), 3961 nucleotides. RefSeq names its product trafficking protein particle complex 9 (gene TRAPPC9). The coding region runs from base 179 to 3622 and encodes 1147 amino acids. NCBI's taxonomy places the organism in Eukaryota, Metazoa, Chordata, Mammalia, Carnivora, Mustelidae. Gene Ontology annotation, cellular component: trans-Golgi network. The transcript is spliced from 23 exons. The record is from RefSeq and is a predicted model, not a curated record.
CGACCGAUGCGAUAAGGCCCUUACGAGACUAAAUGAGACCUUUGUGACAAGCGCGGUGCACGUUACCUGCCAGGUGAGUGGACGCUACCGCGACUGUGUUGUUUUGAGGGACUGGACUUGAGAGACCCGCUCAGGUGGUUGGUUUUUCGCGCCGCUAAACACACGCAGAGUCUUCAGGAUGAGUGUCCCUGACUACAUGCAGUGCGCCGAGGACCACCAGACUCUCCUCGUGGUGGUGCAGCCUGUGGGCAUCGUCUCCGAAGAGAACUUCUUCAAGAUCUACAAGAGGAUCUCCUCCGUGAGCCAGGUCAGCGUGCGGGACUCCCAGCGGGUGCUCUGUAUCCGCUACAGGCACCACUACCCGCCCGAGAACAACGAGUGGGGCGACUUCCAGACCCACCGCAAGGUCGUGGGCCUCAUCACCAUCACGGACUGCUUCUCCGCCAAGGACUGGCCGCAGACUUUUGAGAAGUUCCACGUGCAGAAGGAGAUCUACGGCUCCACGCUCUACGACUCCCGGCUCUUCGUCUUUGGGCUGCGGGGAGAGAUCGCUGAGCAGCCGCGCACCGACGUGACCUUCUACCCCAACUACGAGGACUGCCAGACGGUGGAGAAGAGGAUCGAGGACUUCAUUGAAUCCCUCUUCAUUGUGCUCGAGUCCAAGCGUCUGGAUAGGGCCACCGACAAGUCUGGGGAUAAGAUCCCCCUUCUCUGUGUCCCGUUUGAGAAGAAGGACUUCGUAGGACUGGACACAGACAGUAGACACUACAAGAAGCGGUGCCAAGGGCGCAUGCGCAAGCAUGUGGGGGAUUUGUGCCUCCAGGCUGGGAUGCUGCAGGACUCCUUGGUGCACUACCACAUGUCCGUGGAGCUCCUCCGCUCCGUGAAUGACUUCCUGUGGCUUGGAGCUGCCCUUGAAGGGCUGUGCUCCGCUUCUGUCAUCUACCACUAUCCUGGCGGGACUGGGGGCAGGACGGGAGCACGGAGGUUCCAGGGCAGCUCACUUCCUGCGGAAGCAGCCAACAGACACCGGCCAGGGGCACAGGAAGUUCUCAUUGACCCAGGUGCCCUCACGACCAACGGCAUAAAUCCCGACACCAGUUCCGAGAUUGGACGUGCUAAGAACUGUCUUAGUCCCGAGGACAUAAUUGACAAGUAUAAGGAGGCCAUUUCCUAUUACAGCAAGUACAAGAACGCCGGAGUGGUUGAGUUAGAGGCGUGUGUCAAGGCUGUGCGCGUCCUCGCCAUUCAGAAGCGGAGCAUGGAAGCCUCCGAGUUUCUGCAGAACGCCGUCUACAUUAACCUCCGGCAGCUUUCUGAGGAAGAGAAAAUCCAGCGGUACAGCGUCCUGUCCGAGCUCUACGAGCUGAUCGGCUUCCAUCGGAAGUCUGCGUUCUUCAAGCGCGUGGCCGCUAUGCAGUGCGUGGCCCCGAGCAUCUCGGAGCCGGGCUGGAGGGCCUGCUACAAGCUCCUCCUGGAGACGCUUCCCGGCUACAGCCUGUCGCUGGAUCCCAAAGACUUCAGCAAAGGCACGCACCGAGGCUGGGCCGCCGUCCAGAUGCGUCUGCUUCACGAGUUGGUCUACGCAUCCCGAAGAAUGGGGAAUCCCGCUCUUUCUGUCAGGCACUUGUCCUUCCUGUUGCAGACCAUGUUGGACUUUCUGUCGGAUCAAGAGAAGAAAGAUGUGACUCAGAGCCUGGAGAACUACACGUGCAAGUGCCCCGGGACAAUGGAGGUCCUCGCGCUGCCCGGCGGCCCCACCCUGCCUCCGGUGCCCCUCACCAAACUCCCCAUCGUCAGGCGUGUGAAGCUGUUGAACCUUCCCGCCAGCCUCCGGCCACAGAAGAUGAAAAGCCUGCUGGGUCAGAACGUGUCGGCCAAGAGCCCGUUCAUCUACUCACCAAUUACCGCGCACAACCGCGGGGAAGAGCAGAACAAGAAGAUAGAUUUCCAGUGGGUUCAAGGAGACGUGUGUGAAGUCCAGCUGAUGGUGUACAACCCGAUGCCGUUUGAGCUCCGAGUCGAAAACAUGGGGCUCCUGACCAGCGGAGUGGAGUUCGAGUCUCUGCCUGCGGCACUCUCCCUGCCCGCCGAGUCUGGUCUUUACCCGGUGACUCUUGUUGGGGUCCCGCAGACGACCGGAUCGAUUACUGUCAACGGUUACCACACCACAGUCUUUGGCGUCUUCAGCGAUUGCCUGCUGGAUAACCUCCCGGGGGUGAAGACCGGCGGCUCCACGGUGGAAGUCAUCCCGGCCCUGCCCAGGCUGCAGAUCAGCACCUCCCUGCCCAGGUCUGCGCACUCCCUGCAGCCUUCUUCUGGCGACGAGACGUCCACCAACGUGUCGGUCCAACUUUACAACGGAGAGACCCAGCAGCUCGUCAUCCAACUGGAGAACAUCGGGAUGGAGCCGCUGGAGAAACUGGAAGUUACCUCCAAAAUCCUCACCACCAAAGAAAAAUUGUACGGCGACUUCUUGAGCUGGAGCCUGGAAGAAACCCUUGCCCAGUUUCCUCUGCAGCCGGGGAAGGUGGCCACUUUCGUGGUCAACAUCAAGGUGAAGCUGGAUUUCUCGUGCCAGGAGAAUCUCCUCCAAGACCUCAGCGACGAUGGAAUCAGCGUGAGUGGCUUUCCGCUGUGCAGUCCCUUCCGACAGGUCGUUAGGCCUCGAGUGGAGAGCAAGUCCGUGAACCCGCCUGAAGGCAGCAAGCCGGGGGACCCGAGCCACGUGAAGACCCUGGAAGCUAUCCUGAAUUUCAAGUACUCUGGAGGGCCGGGCCACGUGGAAGGAUAUUAUAGGAGCCUCUCCCUGGGGCUGCGCGUGGAGGCCGAGCCGUCUGUUUUCUUCACCCGCGUCAGCACUCUGCCGGCAACCAGCUCCCGGAAGUGCCACCUGCUCCUGGACGUCUUCAACUCCACGGAGCACGAGCUGACGGUCAGCGCCCGUGGCAAUGAGGAGCUCGUCCUGCAUGCCGGCGAGUGCCAGCGAAUGGCCAUUCAAGUGGACAAGUUCAACUUUGAGAGUUUCCCAGAAUCCCCUGGUGAGAAGGGACAGCUUGCAAAUCCGAAGCCACUGGAGGAAGAGAGGCAGGAAGCCCGUGGCCUGGAGAUCGACAGCAAGCUGGACGUCCACUGGAGAAUCCCCUCUCUCAAGCGCACAGGGGAGGCGAGCGUGGAAGGCCUCCUGAACCAGCUGGUCCUGGAGCACCUGCAGCUGGCCCCGUUGCAGUGGGAUGUGCUGGUGGACGGACAGCCCUGUGACAGUGAGGCCGCGGCCUGCCGGGUGGGCGACCCCGUGCGUCUGGAGGUGCGGCUGACCAACCGGAGCCCGCGCAGUGUGGGGCCCUUCGCGCUCACUGUGGCGCCCUUCCAGGACCACCAGAAUGGGGCACGCAACUACGACCUGCACAGCGCUGUCUCCUUCGUGGGCUCCGGCACCCUCCACCUGGACGCGGUGCAGCCCGCAGGCCAGUCGGCCUGCCUGGGAGCCCUCCUCUUCCUCUACACGGGCGACUUCUUCCUCCACAUCCGUUUCCACCAGGACAGCGCGAGCAAAGAGCUGCCGCCCUCCUGGUUCUGCCUGCCUAGCGUGCACGUGCGCGCCCUGGAAGCACCAGCCUGAGCCCCAGGGCAGCCACAGGGGCUCGGCCUGGCCCCCACCUUCCCACCAUCCGGCCCCAGCCCUCGAACCCACGCUUCCUCCCCUUUCUCCUGUGAGCACCCCAGACACGGCAGCCUCACCCCUCCCCGGACUGGCCAGCAGGGCCCUCUGCUGCCGCUUGGUACUAACCGGACCCCAGAGGGCAGCACCCACCCGGCCCAGGCCUCCCCAGCCCCGCCCCCCACCUGGUCCCUGGACCUGUCCCUGUGACCUGGGGAUCGCGGCCCAGCCAGGAGAAAGGAAAGGCAAACAUGAAGGAGGGCCACAGCCUGGUGGGGCCUGGGAGCCUCCCCUGAGUCC